AUGGGGAGGCUACAUUUUUAUAUGCUUGAGCACAUGUUAAGAAAUGGAAUGAAUGAAACGGCGGAGGUAUUUUGUAGAGAGGCCGACAUCAGAGAGCCCCCUUCUUGGUUAAACUUGCCCGAUGGAUUUCUAUCGAAUUUGUGGGGUGAAUUUUGGGACUCUCAUACAUGGGAGCAUGACCGAGGCAAUGAGACUACGGAAGAGGAAUCUUAUUCUCAGCCCGAGGCUCAGGCUCAAUCCCAGGAUGAGGCGGUUACCGUUGCUGCCCAUGGCUAUGUUCAUGCUCGAGCUCAACCGCAAAUGCAUGUGCAGUCCUGGGCUUUUGCCAAUAGUGACAAUGUCAUACACCAGCAUAUUCAACCUUACAAUUACAAUGUCAUCAUAGUAAGUCCGACAUCAUUGGCUGUUGAACAACAUAAUGUGGUUCGCCAUUAUGUGAGCUUAGAUGUUCGACAAAGCAGGGCUUUUUCAGACCCUUCAAGCAAUCUUGGGUAA
Messenger RNA from Erigeron canadensis, 495 nucleotides. RefSeq lists its product as uncharacterized. Bases 1 to 495 code for a protein of 164 amino acids. The record is from RefSeq and is a predicted model, not a curated record. Gene Ontology annotation, molecular function: protein binding. Lineage: Eukaryota; Viridiplantae; Streptophyta; Magnoliopsida; Asterales; Asteraceae. The transcript has 4 exons.